UCCCCACCCAAUAUUACCCAGCACACAGAAGCAGACACAAAAACCUCCCCUCCAGUUUCAACGCGUUUUUUGCCCAACCCACCCUCAUCCUUCCCAUACUGUGUCUUGGUUAUAACAGUUCUCUGGGACCUUAUUCCUUUCGGAAUCCCCAGCCCGACGCAGAAGGCCUGGCACCGGAGGCAGCCGUCGGAGAGAAGCCGGAGGAGCGGGCUUUCGGAACUGUGCUCGGCCGGGCUGCACGCACGUCCCUCGGGAGGGACGAAGCUAUGGAGAGUUUGGGGCAGAUCAUCUCCUUAUGCAAGCUCAUCUACAAAAAGUGUGAAGAGAUGAAAUACUGCCAGAAACAGUGUCAGCGUCUAGGGAACCGUGUCCACAACCUGCUCCUGGUUCUGGAGUUGCUCCAGGAGCAAGGAAAUGGGAACCUGCUCCCUGAGGAGAUAACGACCACCCUGGACCAUUUGCACACUGCCCUGAAGGAGGCUGAGAAGCAGAUAAAAGAGUUCAAAGAUACAACCAAAAUGUUGAAGUUUCUACUGUCAGGCAAAAACCAAAUACUCUUCAAUGCAGUGAAUGAGAAGCUGAGUGAUGCCUGUGAGGCGCUCUCGAUGAUGUUUCAGGUUUCCCAGUUUUCAAGUCUCAGCCGAAGAGCGUCCUGGCUACGAGAAGAUCAAGAGGACGCAGAGGAAGACAUGCAAGCUCUCCAAAGUCUGGAGAAAACUAAAAAUAAAGAAGCUUCAAUGAAGCAGGUGGAAAGCACCAUGAAAGAAAGAAAUGGGCCAGACCCACCACCAAAGCCCACGCUUAAGAUCCCACUGGAAGAAAUCAAGGAGAUUAAGAAGGAGGAGCUUUCAGAGUCCCCAUGGAUUCUGCUAAAGCAAGAUGAUUUCAGCACACUUUAUAAAGGAGAAUAUCACAAAUCUGAAGUGUCCAUAAAAGUAUUCAACAAACCCCAGGCCAAAAGCAUUGGGGCAGUGAGGGACACUUUCAAUAAUGAGAUCAAAACCAUGAAGAAAUUUGAUUCUCUCCACGUCCUGCGUAUAUUUGGGAUUUGCAUUGAUGAAACAGUGACUCUGCCUCAAUUCUCCAUCAUCAUGGAGUACUGUGAACAUGGGACCCUGAGGGAGCUGUUGGAUAAAGAAAAGGACCUCUCUUUCAGUGAUCGUGUCAAGCUAGGCCUGGGGGCCGCCAAGGGCUUGUUCAGGCUACACCAUUCGGAAAACCCUACACUCCAUAGAAAAAUCAGCAGCUCGAGCUUCCUGGUAAGCGCAGGCUACAUAGUAAAGCUUGCAGAUUUUGAGUUGAGCAAAACAAGGACUUCUAUCAGUCGGGAAACUAAGAGAAAAAAGGCAGAGAGAGUCAUUUCAGCAGCGUAUUACUCACCUCAGAGGCUGGAAUAUGUGUUUGAUAGUUAUGACAUAAAAGCUGAAAUAUACAGCUUUGGAAUCGUCCUGUGGGAAAUCGUCACUGGCAAGAUCCCGUUUGAAGGCUGCGAUUCUAAGACAAUCCGCCAGUUGGUGUUUGAGAACCGGCAGCUGGAGCCACUGGGUGACAAUUGCCUUAAAGAGCUGCAGAAGAUCAUUGAUGAGUGCCGGGCCUAUGAGCCUUCCGCGCGGCCCUCCAUGUCUGAAAUCGUAGACAAACUGUCUGCCAUUACUGUGUAGCAUAUCAAAACCUGAACCAAAGAGUCCUUGGACAAGAAGCUGGGAGAGGCAUGCACCAGACGUCUCUCUCAUAUCCUUUGGCAUCAAGUUAUUUAUGGUUGCUGGAGGGCAGCACUUCUCAUUUACAAUUUCUGUCAUAGAGGAUGCAUCCUACUCCAAAUGUUAUUUUUAAAAAUAUACUUCUGAUAGUAAUUUUGAUAGAUGGUUUGCAAAAAUGUAUCUCUGUGUCCAUACCUCUUGGCAAUGUAACUUUAAAGCUCCUUACAUCAAGAAGUGGAGUCUGUUUCCCCACCAUUUGAAUCUGGGCUGGCAUUGUGACUUGAUUUGGUCCAUAGAAUGUGGAAGAAGUGAUGGUGUGCCAUUUCCAAGCCUAGGCUUAAAGAGGCCUUAUAAAUGUCUAGUCUCUUUCUUGGAGCCCUACCCAGCCAUGAACAAGUUGGACUAGAAUGCUGGAGGAUGAGAGACCACAUGGAACAAAUAGAAACAAGCUGUCCUAGCUGAGGUCACACUAGACCAGCCAACCUGGCAGCUGACCUGGUUACAUGAGUGAUCCCAGUCAAGACCAGAAGAACCACCCAGCUGAGCCCAGCCCAAAUUGCCCAUUCAUAAAAUCAUGAACUAAAUAAAUUUUUGUUGUUGUAAACCA
Microcebus murinus (gray mouse lemur) is the source of this 2307-nucleotide messenger RNA. It is a transcript of the gene MLKL, whose product is annotated as mixed lineage kinase domain like pseudokinase. Gene Ontology annotation, biological process: necroptotic signaling pathway; protein phosphorylation; cell surface receptor signaling pathway. Gene Ontology annotation, molecular function: protein kinase activity; ATP binding. Lineage: Eukaryota; Metazoa; Chordata; Mammalia; Primates; Cheirogaleidae. The record is from RefSeq and is a predicted model, not a curated record.